Messenger RNA from Notodromas monacha, 1449 nucleotides. The record is from the annotation of a GenBank genome assembly. Lineage: Eukaryota; Metazoa; Arthropoda; Ostracoda; Podocopida; Cyprididae.
AUGGCACCUGUCAGUUUCCGAAAGGAUCAACUCAGAAACAUGAGAGCCAUGAUGCUGCAGGAAGCCGAUCGUUUGGCCGCUGCAACAAAAGCUGACCUUGGCAAACCAUAUCAAGAAUUUUACAUGUCAGAAAUCGUACUGACCGUCAGCGAAAUCGAUUCGAUGAUGGAGAACCUGAACUCGUAUGUGGCCAACGAGGCACGCGCUCGUAGUUUGGCCACGAUGAACGACACCCUGGAAAUCCAGCAGUCUCCCCUAGGUGUCGUUCUUAUAAUCGGUGCAUGGAAUUACCCAGUCAGUCUCAUGAUGCUACCGGCUUUGGGGGCAAUCGCUGCUGGGAACUGUAUCGUGUUCAAGCCUUCGGAAGUUGCUUCACAUACCGAGACUGUGUUGACGAACGCGAUUGAAAAAUAUUUGGAUAAGCGUUGUUUCAGGGUAGCAACAGGCGGUGUGAAAGAAACCACGGCCUUGUUGAAGCAAAAGUUCGACCACAUCUUCUUCACCGGCAGCACAGCAGUCGGAAAAAUCGUAUAUCAAGCAGCAGCGAAGCAAAUGACUCCUUGCAUCCUGGAACUCGGUGGAAAAAGGCAAGUUUUUGAAUGCCCAAAAAAAAUCGUGAUAAAUAUACCUGAGUCUUACAUAAUUGAUGGUGAAAUUUAUGGAGUGUCAUUUGUUAUCCACAGUCCCUGCUACUUGGACAACACAGUGAACAUGAAAAUAGCCACGAAACGAAUAAUGUCCGGAAAACUUUUGAACGCUGGACAAACUUGCAUCGCUCCGGAUUAUUUGAUGUGCACGCCUGCUGUGAGAGAUGCAUUUAUUCGGGAAGCGACGGAAGUUUUGAAGACUUGGUUUCCGGAAGGACCGAAAGACACUGAUGACUAUUGUCGCAUUAUCAAUGACGUGCGAUUUCAGUUAAGUUUUCUUCAAGCCUCGAAAUUGAAACAAUUGAUUGAGUCGAGUGGGAAAAUACAAAUUGGAGGCCAUUUUGAUGCCGCUUCCAAGUACGUUUCUCCAACAAUCCUGGUGGACGUGAAACUGUCCGAUCCCAUCAUGCAGGAAGAAAUUUUCGGCCCUGUUCUGCCAAUCAUUGUGGUUCAAAAUCACGAAGAGGCGAUUUCUAUUAUCAAUCAAAGGGAUCAUCCCUUGACAACUUACGUGUUCUCGACGGACAAUAAAGUGAUUGAACAAUUUGCGACGAAAACGUCCAGUGGGAGCUUUGUCGUGAACGAAACUGUUUUUCAUUUUGCAGGCAAGUUUCAUCUGGUUUAUUUCUCGAGAUUAAAUUUUAAUUUGGUUUUUUUAAACAUGUCAGUCGAAUCCUUGCCAUUUGGAGGUGUCGGGAUGAGUGGCCUUGGAAAGUACCACGGAAAAGCUUCAUUUGACGCUUUUGUGAAUAAGCGAGCUGUAAUGAAGAAAACUUUCAACCCACUGAUUGAAACUGCUGGC